This is a messenger RNA of Punica granatum (pomegranate), 1570 nucleotides long. Lineage: Eukaryota; Viridiplantae; Streptophyta; Magnoliopsida; Myrtales; Lythraceae. The record is from RefSeq and is a predicted model, not a curated record.
CCCAUCCCAUUCCCUCAUAUAUCUACCUUUUCUCCCAAACCACAAAUCAAAGGCAAAAACAAUGGCAAAACUCACAAAAUGCGUUGCUUUCUCUGCUCUCUUCUUCUUCUUCUUCUUCCUUCAUCAGCGCCCUCUCCGAGCAAACGGAGCCAAGUACAAUGUUGUGGCACUAGGAGCCAUCCAGGGCAGUAAGACCGGCUCCUCGGAGGCCUUCCUCCGAGCAUGGAAGUCCGCGUGCGAGUCCAAAGGGCCAUCCAUUAUCUACGUGCCGAGUGGCAGGUUCCUACUAGAGAAGUCAAUAGAGUUUGCCGGGCCCUGCAAGGGUGGCCCCAUUGGCAUUCGUAUCGACGGCUCGCUGGUUGCUCCGUCCGAUUACAAGGUGAUUGGAAGUGCAUAUAGUUGGUUGUCGUUUCAUAACGUUGAUGGGGUCUAUCUUUCGGGAGGGACGCUCGACGGGCAAGGCACCGGGUUGUGGAAAUGCAAGGCUUCUUCCGAUAGUGAUUGCCCUAGCGGAGCCUCGACAUUACUCUUCAGCAAUUCCAAAAAUAUAAUCAUCAGCAGACUAACAUCCCUAAACAGCCAAAUGUUCCACAUCGUCAUCAACCGCUGCGAGAACGUGAAGAUGCAAGGCGUGAAGGUCUUCGCGGACGGGGAGAGUCCCAACACGGACGGCAUCCACGUCCAAUAUUCAUCUGAUGUUACUAUCCUAAACUCGAGGAUUGCGACAGGCGACGACUGCAUCUCGAUCACACAAGGGACGUCGAAUGUGUGGGUCGAGGACAUCCUCUGUGGGCCGGGUCAUGGGAUCAGCGUCGGAAGCCUCGGAAAGACCCUAGAAGAGGAGGGUGUGGAGAACGUGACGGUUACGUCAGUAAUACUGAGUAGUACUACAAACGGCGUGAGGAUUAAGACCUGGGGCAGACCCAGCAGUGCAUUCGCCAGGAACAUCCGUUUUCAACACGUGGUCAUGUCUGAUGUCCAGAACCCGAUCAUCAUCGACCAGAAUUACUGCCCCCACAACGAGAACUGCCCUGGUCAGGAUUCCGGCGUGGAGGUCAGCAACAUAACUUACGAAGACAUCCGCGGGACAUCGGCCACCCGAGUGGCACUAAAAUUCGACUGCAGCACUGCAACACCGUGCACCGGGAUACAGCUGAAAAACGUGAACCUCACCUUCAAGGAUAAACCGGCCGAAACGUUGUGUGUCAAUGCUAAUGGAACUGCGGAGGGCCAAAUUCAGCCCUCAAACUGCCUCGGACUGUGACGCACUGGAGAAUAUCAAUCGAUCAUAUGCGUACUGCUAGCUCACAUGAAUUCACCUGUAUAUAUAGGAAUAUAUGGGUACAACCAUUGUUGUGUGUUGACAGAAGAUUUCAAAAGUUGUGACUUAAGAACUCAUGCAUGUAUGAAUCGACCGAAGUAAUUACUAGCUAGGUUACAUAUCGUAAGCUUGUCGCUUUAGCUAGUGGUGGUACAUGAGCCCCGAUCGUGUCUUUAGCAACCUUUCAAUAUGUACUUGUAAACCUAUAUAUUCUGGUAAUGUAUAUAUCCAGAGAUAUGUUCUAUGAGA